AUGGCAGCCAAUGAGAAGCCAGUGGUGGCCAAUGGGGGGUCCGCAGUGACCAAUGAGGAGUCAGGAACACGCAGCAGGGCAGCCAAUGAGGAGCCAGGAUCACAAAGAGGGGCAGCAGUGGCAGCCAAUGAGGAACCAGGAGCACAGAGGGGGGCUGCAAUGGCAGCCAAUGAGGAGCCAGUGGUGGCCAAUGGGGGGUCAGCAGUGGCCAAUGAGGAGCCAGGAGCACAAAGGGGGGCAGUGGGGAUGGCCAAUGAGGAGCCAGUGGUGGCCAAUAGGGGGUUCGCGUUAUGGGGGUCUCUAUGGGGUCUCUAUGGGGUCUCUUUGCAUCUCUAUGGGGUCUCUAUGGGGUUUCUAUGGGUCGCUGUGGGUCUCUAUGGGGUCUCUAUGGGGUUGCUGUGGGUCUCUAUGGGGUCUCUAUGGGGCUUCUGUGGGGUCUGUAUGGUUUUCUAUGGGGUCUCUCUGGGUCUGUAUGGGUUCUCUCUGGGUCUCUGUGGGUCUCUAUGGGCUCCCUAUGGGGUCUCUCUGGGUCUCUGUGGGGUUCCUAUGGGGUCUCUUUGGGUCUCUAUGGGUCGCUAUGGGUCUUUAUGGGGUCUCUGUGGGGUCUCUAUGGGGGCUCUCUGGGUCCCGAUGGGUCUCUGUGGGGUUCCUAUGGGGUGUCUAUGGGUCUCUGUGGGUCCCCAUGGGGUCUCCAUGGGUCUCUAUGGGUCCCCAUGGGGUCUCUAUGGGGUCCCUAUGGGUCUCUAUGGGGUCUCUAUGGGUCCCUAUGGGGUCCCCAUGGGGUCUCUAUGGGUCCCUAUGGGUCUCUAUGGGUCCCCAUGGGGUCUCUAUGUCCCUAUGGGUCUCUAUGGGUCCCUAUGGGGUCCCUAUGGGGUCUCCAUGGGUCUCUGUGUGUCUCUAUGGGUCCCCAUGGGGUCUGCAUGUGUCUCUAUGCGUCUCUAUGUGUCCCUAUGGGGUCCCCAUGGGGUCUCUAUGGGUCCCUAUGGGGUCUCUAUGGGUCUCUAUGCGGUCCCCAUGGGUCUCUAUGGGUCCCCAUGGGGUCUCUAUGGGUCCCUAUGGGGUCUCUAUGGGGUCCCCAUGGGGUCUCUAUGGGUCCCUAUGGGUCUCUAUGGGGUCCCCAUGGGGUCUCUAUGGGUCCCUAUGGGUCUCUAUGGGGUCCCCAUGGGGUCUCUAUGGGUCCCUAUGGGUCUCUAUGGGUCCCCAUGGGGUCUCUAUGGGUCCCUAUGGGUCUCUAUUGCUCUCGAUGGGGCAGCCCCAUGGGAGAUCCCCUGCAGCGAUGAGGAGGGGGAACCCCCCGGGGGGUGGCUGCCCCCCCCCGCCGACAUCCGUCGCCUCUAUGAGCUCUUAGCUGGGGGCGGGGCCGGAUCCGGGCCACGCCCACCGCCCCUUUUGCUCCGCCUCCGGACACGCCCACGCCGCCAACCAACCCCGGACCCCCCCAGUGAUGACGAGCAAGGGGUUGGGGGCCAGCCCCAGAGCGAGGGAGAAGAGGAGGAGAAACCUCCCCCCCCCACUGAGUUCGACUUCGAUGACGACCCCGCUCCCCCCAAACCGGCCCUCAUCGACCGGCCCCGUGCCCCUGGUGCCGUUCCGCGCGGUCGGAAGCGGGAGGCGCGUCUGGAGAAGGUGCUGUCGGACCUGCAGCGCCACCAGCGCCUGGAGGAGCAGAUCCUGCGCACAGGCAGGGACCUCUUCCCCCCGGGGCCCGACGGAGAAACCCCCCCGAAGAGGGGGCCGGGGCUGCUCCUGCGGCAGCGCAAGUACUGA
Messenger RNA from Pezoporus occidentalis (night parrot), 1767 nucleotides. It is a transcript of the gene PAGR1, whose product is annotated as PAXIP1 associated glutamate rich protein 1. The record is from RefSeq and is a predicted model, not a curated record. NCBI's taxonomy places the organism in Eukaryota, Metazoa, Chordata, Aves, Psittaciformes, Psittacidae.